AGUGAAGCUUAAGUACCUUGCACAAAAUAAUCAUCUCACAUAUUUCUGUUGAUGGCUGAAAAAGUUUGUGUUUAAUGAAAUAUUUUUGAAUUCAUUGAUCUGGAUUUUAACGUUUAUAUUUUCUCAAAAUGCCUUUCAUGAAACAUGCAGUUAUUAUUGACAAUGGAACAGGGUACACUAAGAUGGGAUAUGCUGGCAACACAGAGCCACAGUUUAUUAUACCAUCUGCUAUUGCUGUAAAAGAAACUGCCUCUGUAGGUAAUAAGUCCAUCUCACGUUUAGGUAAAGGAGUGGAAGAUUUGGACUUCUUCAUUGGUGACGAGGCUCUAAAUGCAACUUCAUAUGCUGUAAAGUGGCCAAUUCGACAUGGUAUAGUUGAUGACUGGGAUUUGAUGGAGAGGUUCUGGGAACAGGCCAUCUUUAAAUACCUCAGAUCAGAGCCAGAAGAUCAUUAUUUCUUACUGACAGAGCCUCCUUUGAACACACCUGAGAACAGGGAAUACACGGCUGAAAUCAUGUUUGAGUCUUUCAAUGUACCAGGUCUAUAUAUAGCAGUACAGGCUGUGUUAGCAUUGGCAGCAUCUUGGACAUCAAGGCAAGUAGGGGAAAGAACUCUUACAGGAACUGUGAUAGACUCUGGUGAUGGAGUUACCCAUGUCAUUCCAGUAGCUGAGGGCUAUGUAAUUGGAAGCUGUAUAAAACAUAUCCCAAUAGCUGGUAGAGAUAUUACCUAUUUCAUACAACAAUUGUUACGAGAACGAGAGGUGGGAAUUCCUCCUGAACAGUCUCUUGAAACUGCUAAAGCUAUCAAGGAAAGAUUUAGUUAUGUAUGUCCAGACAUAGCAAAAGAGUUUGCAAAAUAUGACCAAGACCCCUCAAAGUGGAUGAAAAAAUUUGAGGGUAUGAAUUCUAUAAACAAACAAAAAUUUGCGGUAGAUGUAGGCUACGAAAGAUUCUUAGGGCCAGAAAUCUUCUUCCAUCCUGAGUUUUCAAACCCUGAUUUUACAACACCAAUAUCAGAAGUAGUUGACACUGUGAUCCAACAAAGUCCUAUAGAUGUUAGAAGAGGACUGUAUAAGAAUAUUGUGCUAUCAGGGGGUUCUACAAUGUUUAAAGAUUUUGGAAGGAAGUUGCAGAGAGAUGUAAAAAGAGUGGUUGACGGUAGAUUAAAAGUCAGUGAAGAACUUAGUGGUGGUAGAAUAAAGCCAAAACCAAUUGAUGUACAAGUAAUUACACAUCAUAUGCAACGAUAUGCUGUAUGGUUUGGAGGUUCAAUGUUAGCAUCAACACCGGAGUUUUACCAAGUGUGCCACACGAAGGCGGACUAUGACGAGCAUGGACCUAGUAUAUGUAGACAUAAUCCAGUGUUUGGUACCAUGUCAUAGAAUUAGUUGCUGACUUCAUAUAACUUGUUGAAUCAUUAGUUAUCCAGGACAAUAAAAUUCCUUAAACAACGUAAACAAAUCAUGCAAACAUGUUAUAUCUAAGACAUAGUGAUUUUAUUGUUGGUAUUUACUGUACAAGAUAUUAGACCCUCUAUCCUGUAAAAUUACAAUAUAAGUAACAUUCCCUAUACACAAACACAAAAUUGUAUGUAUCAUAAAUUCCUAUUGUUAGGUUGAUGACUGUAUGGCAUGGAAAGAAUUUCUAGGCCUGCUGUACCACAUUUUACACCACAAUCUUUGUGUAUAGGUGGAGCUUAAGCAGUUUAUAAGUAGAUGAAAUUUAAAAACAAAACUAAACGAUUCCCAAGUAUUUUCAUUUUAUAUCAUUUAAGGUAGAAUAAGAACACGAUAUACAUGUUAUGACAAGCCUAUAUUAUAAACUUUUAUUUCAUUUUUUAUGGGUAUGUACUACUUAAAUGAUUAUAAUUUAACAUAAAAAUUGUAAGAUCAAAAUUGUGUUAUUUUUUUAUUUAAAGGUUUUAUAAACUGGAAUGAUAUUAACUGUAAGCAAAAGUUUUCCAUUGUAUAUGAUCAACAAUUUGUUACUGUGCUAAUGAUAACUAUUAUAAUUAUUAUAUCCUAAGGGAAGCAUUUUUAUAUAGCUGACAGAAGUGUGAUCUUUGAAAGAGAGUAUUAAUGGUAUAUUUUAUUGAAUGAACUGAAUGAAAAGUUUGAAACCCCUUUCUUUCUUUGAUUUAUUAAGAAAUGGAUAGUUUUAGUUUUGUUCAACUGUAACCUUGGAAUUAACUUGGCAAAUGUAAACAUUUAUGUUGAUGUUCAUUAUGUACGAGGGAUAAAACCAUUUACCAUUACUGUAUUGGUAUUCUUUAUUAGCCGUUAACCUGCUAUAACCAGAAGUGAUUGGUCUUUGUCACCAGUAUAGAGCCAGGCCAGCCUGGUGUUUGUCACCAGUAUAGAGCCAGGCCAGCCUGCACAUCUGUGCUGUUGGUGACUCAGUUUUUGAUUAGAUUUUGAAAUCCCUUGUAAAUUACAAGUUCAAAGCAGGAUAAAUAUGAGAUGCAUCAUGACAAAACCAACAUAGUGCGUUUGCGACCAGCAUGGAUCCUGAUCAGACUGCGCGGAUGCGCAGGCUGGUCUGGAUCCAUGCUGGUCGCAAACCCAUUAUGUUGGUUUUGUCGUGACGCGGCUCAUAUAUUACUGAAGUUCAGCAGGUAAAUGGUGAUUAGAGUAGACUUAUCAUGUAAUCUAUCCAGCUAGCUUAAUAGGCUACUUGUUCUACAUGGGUGCUAGUUUAGAUGAUAUACGAAAAGAUGUUUACCUGAAAGCUGUUAUAAUAUUAGGUUUGAACUUGAAACAAAAGAUUGGUGCAUACCAUAACUACAUCAAUUUAUAAAGCAAUAUGUACAACUAGAAAGUAUUUACAGGGAAUAUUAGUGUUUAUAUACUUGUUUUAUUUUUCCUGCAGAUAAUGCAGUUGUUUACAUUGACCUAUGACCUAUAGUAUGUGAUUGUUUAUGAACAAAUGUUAUUUUCCAAGAUAUGAUUGUGGGCAUUGUUAUACUGACUGUACUAUAAGUAAAACAACAAUAUUUCUUACCAUGAUUUGUCUACUGAAUUCAAUUGGUAAAUAAAAUUUUCAUUUCAUAGAAAUUUUAUAUUUCUUAUGACAAUGGCAUGUUAAGAAAUUCUACACUUAGAACAAAAAACAAAACUUUGCUUUUAUACUAUUGACUGUUUUGCAUGCAUGAAAUUAUUGUAGAACAAGAUUUGAUAUUACAUAAUGUUUAUAGAACCAUUGUCUUACUGUGAUUUACAUUAUACACAUGUAUGAACACUUUUAUACUGUUGAUGGACAGUUGUGAGUGCUGAAGAAAGCUUCAAGCUUGUUUAAUGGAUAUUGUUAUAUAUUGAUAACCUUAAGACACCUUAGUUUAUUUUACACUGAUUCACGAUAUAUCAUGUGAUGAUGAUAAAAUGUUUCCAGUCUUGUUGAUAAAGAACAUAGUUAAGUUGAUAUUAAUUUAUUUGAGAAUUAAACGAUAUUUUUAAUAUUCUGCAUACACGUGAUGUCAUUUAAUUUUCUGACUAAUAUUAUUGAACACCUAUUGUUUAGUACAACAGAUAGAUGUUAUAGUGAGUUAACAUUGACAUGAUAGAGAAUUGUUCUCGAAGUUGUUUAAGAUAGUGCACAGUCAGUCGUACUGCUGAUCAGUUAUUGUAUAUAUAGCAUACAGCUUCACUUCUACACUUGCUCUAUUUUUCCUCACCCAUAGCAUAUCUUGGACA
Messenger RNA from Ruditapes philippinarum (Manila clam), 3692 nucleotides. Its product is annotated as actin-related protein 3. Gene Ontology annotation, biological process: Arp2/3 complex-mediated actin nucleation. The transcript has 11 exons. NCBI's taxonomy places the organism in Eukaryota, Metazoa, Mollusca, Bivalvia, Venerida, Veneridae. Gene Ontology annotation, molecular function: actin filament binding. The record is from RefSeq and is a predicted model, not a curated record. The coding region runs from base 129 to 1385 and encodes 418 amino acids. Gene Ontology annotation, cellular component: Arp2/3 protein complex; actin cortical patch.